ACGGCGCUCCGGUCGUCCUUCGCCGUCAAUUCUCUACUCUGCAUCUCUCUCUCUCUCUCUCUCUCUCUCUCUCUUUGCUCUGCAAUUUCUCUCGCCAAAGUUUUAAUCUUUGUUCAUUCUUCACAUCCCCCGAUCUCUCUCUCUCUCUCUCGCCAAGUAUUCUUCUAUGCUGGAAUGUUUGAUUUGGGGGAUGAACUGAUAAUCGGAAGUCACAGAGUACCAUGGCUGAUAUGGAUCCAGCUACUGGUCAUGCUUCUCCUCAUCAUUCUCCUCUACUACUUCUCUAUCUCCGCUUUUGGACUUCAAUUACAUGAUCUCUCCCCCGCCGCCGCUUGCGCUACCCGCUCCUCCUCCCGCCGCCCGCCGCCCAUCGCUGCCGCGGCCGCCUGCCCAAGACCUUCAGUAAACACCAAGUUCAAGGUAGGUGAUAGCUGCAGCAUUAAAGGCGAGAUAGGAACAAGCACAAACAGAAGAAAUGUAGGAAGAGAAGACAUCCAUGACACUGACAGGGAGGGAAGCUCUUUAGCAAAGGAUGCAACUCAGGCAUCUGUUUUGCAACACUCUCACCACCCUUGCCACUUUCUUGGGUUAGCCAAACAAUUAUUUCUCAAGUGUUUCGGCUUGGAUCCCCCCUCUAAUGAUUCUUCCAGAGCAAGACAGAGAAAUGAAUGAUGAUGAAGAUGUUUAACUUCUUGAAAGGCAGGCUGCUCCGACAAUGGCCACACUGAAGACUGGGUUAGGAAAGGAAGAUGAGCUAGCAAAGGUAAAACUUAGGCAUAAAAUGUGUAGAUGAUGUUUAACCACAGCCUGUAUCUGUAGCAGAAUUGUUAGUCACAUAACUGUAACUAAACAUGACCCUAAUGAACUCAAAAGGUUCUCAUUGAUUAUUCAUUGUUCCUCUUUGUCAGUG
Messenger RNA from Diospyros lotus (date-plum), 910 nucleotides. RefSeq lists its product as uncharacterized. The transcript is spliced from 3 exons. The record is from RefSeq and is a predicted model, not a curated record. Lineage: Eukaryota; Viridiplantae; Streptophyta; Magnoliopsida; Ericales; Ebenaceae. Bases 175 to 672 code for a protein of 165 amino acids.